Messenger RNA from Striga asiatica, 2369 nucleotides. Lineage: Eukaryota; Viridiplantae; Streptophyta; Magnoliopsida; Lamiales; Orobanchaceae. The record is from the annotation of a GenBank genome assembly.
CAAAUAUAUAGUUCAUAUCAUUAAGCGGCAAAAAGAUGUAAUUAUGCUUUUCUUUUUCUAUUUCAACUUUCCUUUUUUCAAAUAUUUAAAUCCUUUCAAAGAUCACGAUCCCAAAUUAAACGCCGCACAUCAUCAUUUUGUCUCUGUAAUUUCCUGUUUGUCGUCUUCUCUCAAACCUCCCUCAAUUCACCGGCAAUGGCAGCUGAAGACCAAUCUCUCUCCACUCCCCUUCUCCCCUCCGACCACCAACCGCCCCACGUCACACUCACCGUCACCGACCCGGCCGACAGCCUCCAAUCCGCGUCCCCCCGCCGCGGCGGCGAUCGCCGGUCCCAGUUUCAAUCGGGCGAUGAGGGCCGCCACAGCCCAUUUUCGUUCAUCGGGGCGGACGGCGGGUUCGAGGUUCCAGGAUCCAGCACCAUCGACCCGUUCCGCAACCACACGCCGAACAUCGAGGGUUUGUACGAGUGGUUGAAGAUUGUGAUCUGCCUGCCGAUUGCCGUGGUCCGGCUCCUGCUCUUCGGGCUGGCACUGUCGGUCGGGUACCUGGCGACCCUCGCGGCGUUGCACGGGUGGAAGGACAGGCAGAGCCCGAUGCCUAAGUGGCGGUGCCGGCUCAUGUGGGUUACCCGUAUCUGUGCCCGCGCAAUCCUCUUCUCCUUUGGCUACCACUGGAUUAAAAGAAGAGGAAAACCUGCUCCGAGGGAGAUAUCUCCUAUUGUUGUAUCUAAUCAUGUAUCAUAUAUUGAUCCUAUUUUCUUUUUCUUUGAAUUAUUUCCUACUAUUGUGUCGGCUGAGUCGCAUGACUCUAUGCCUUUCGUUGGGACCAUCAUCAGAGCAAUGCAGGUUAUUUACGUUGAUAGGUUCUCAAGGUCAUCCAGAAAGCAUGCUGUAAGUGAAAUAAAGAGAAAAGCAUCUUCCAAUCAUUUUCCUCGAGUGCUUUUAUUUCCCGAAGGAACAACAAGCAACGGAAGAGUUCUUAUUUCUUUUCAACUUGGUGCAUUCAUCCCUGGUUAUCCGGUUCAGCCAGUUAUUGUCCGUUAUCCCUAUGUACACUUUGACCAAUCAUGGGGGAACAUUGCACUAGCAAAAUUAAUGUUCAGAAUGUUUUUGCAGUUCCACAAUUUCAUGGAGGUCGAGUAUCUUCCUGUCGUAUAUCCUCAUGAAAAUCGGAAAGAAAAUGCAAGUCAUUUUGCUCAGAGGACUGCUCAUGUCAUGGCAAGUGCUCUUAAUGUGGUGCAGACAUCUCACUCCUAUGGGGAUUUUAUGCUUGUUGGAAAGGCAGCUGAAUCAAAGCAGGAAAAUCCAUCGCUGUAUAUGGUUGAAAUGGCCUGGGUACAGUCAGCACUGCAUUUGAAGGCACUGGAAGCUGUCGAUUUGUUAGAGAUAUUUCUGUCAAUGAAUCCAGAUGCCAGUGGACAUGUUGAGUAUCAUGGUUUUCUGAGAGCUCUAAGAUUGAAACCUUGUGGUCUUUCUGAAAAGAUGUUUGGAUUCGUUGAUGUGCAGAAGAUUGGUAAAAUAACCUUUAAACAUUUCUUGGUUGGGUCCGCUCAAAUCUUGAAGCAGCCACUAUUUUGCCAUGCCUGUGAAGUAGCAUUUAACGAAUGUGACAUGGGAGGGAAGAAUUACAUUGUGGCUCAAGAGUUACAAGAUGCAGUGUCACUAUCCAUUCCAAAUAUGAACUGUGAUGAGGUUCAGGGACUGUUUAGUCUAUUCGAUACGGACAAUGAUGGGAGGAUUUGCAGGGAAGAUUUCAGAUCAUGUUUGAGAAGACACCCAUUGCUCAUAGCUCUCUUCGCACCUAAAUUGCUGCACAGAAAUCCACCUAUACCUGCUGAUCAAAGUUUAGUGCAAGUCAUAUAAAAAAUGCUAAAAGGACCAAAUUCGAUGACUUUCUAAGGGUGUGUAUGUGCGUGUGUGUGUGUGUUUUUUUCCUUUUAUAUUUUUUGGUUUUCCUGGAAAAAAGUUAUGUAUGUCAACCAGUAGAGGGUGGUUUGUGUAGGAACCUAAAAUCCAGUGUUUUACUUAUUGUAUUUUUUUUCCAAUUAAAUCGUGUAAAGACGAAAUGCUUGGAGCUUGGUGGUGUAUCAUAUAAUCAAUGUUAGUGAAUUAUCGUAAUUGGCUUUACACUUGUGUUGUGUGAGGUCAUUAUGAGAUAUGAAAAGAUAUUUUUAUUCUUCAAACAUUCGGAGGGAAAUUAUAUUUGUAACUGUAAUCUUUUGUAGAAUUUUAUUUAUUUGUUGUUUGUUUUGUUUUUUAGUUAAUCCUGCAAGUACAUUUUGGCUAGGAACAUUGAUUGACGAGUUAUGGACCAAACAGAUAUUUAUUUUUAUUUAAUGCCUUGAACGUGGGAGUGUACUAUGUGGUGC